AUGCUAUUUACAAUAUAUACAAGUAAAAAAAUUUUCAUGGAGAAUUGAGUGGCAUGUGUCAGUUUGUUGAAGUACCGGUGAAUUCCUGUAAACGUGAUGUGCCUGGGAAGAUAUAAGCAAUAGCCCAGAGCAUGAAGAAUAUGGUUAGUAAAACACGUAGAGUAUUGUAAUGACAACAGAACUGGAGGACAUCGAUGCAAUCUCGAAAAAAUCAUGAUAAAGCCACAAAAUCUCCCAAAGAGGCAGAUAUCCAUGUCUUUGGCCUUAGUGUUGUGAUAUCUGAAGGAAAAGUAAUUUCAGCAGAAAAGGCAAAACAGACUCCUCCAAAAAUUGCAUCGAAGUCACAAACAUCUAAAGCUUCUCCUAGAAGAAAAUUUCAAACUAGAACAGAUGACAUAAAAAAUGUACAAAGUACGCUAAACCGUAACCAAUCCCCAUCUCCAUCCAGAGGUUCCAGCCGUGCAUCUUCCAGUCCGGUUUCCUCUACAUCUUAUGUCUCUGAUGCCUGCACUUCACUAUCGAAGGUAGAAGAUGCAACAACUGCCACAUCAACAUCUAUUUCAUCUUCUCCUGUCAAUGCUGGACCGUCCUCAUACAGAGCUCAAUGGGUCCUGGCGAGAAAACUUUCGGGAAGAUCCCGCUUUAGUGAAUUACAAGGGAAAUCUAAGGUAGCUAUACGUAUAGCAGAUGAUGGGAGAAUUUAUGCUAAACGGUCUUCUGAAGAGAGGACACUUGAUCCAGAUCGUCUUUCUAUAGAAAGAAGUAAUUUGACACAUUGCCCAGUCAUUGAAGGCGAAGACCAACUUCAUUUACUCAGCCUACAGCAAAAUCAAAUAUCAGUUAUUGAAAACUUGGAGUUGUUUUCAAAUCUUAAGUUCCUUGAUCUAUCAGAUAACUUAAUAGAACAGAUCAGUGGCUUGGAUAGUUUGUUUUCUCUAAGAAUGCUCACACUUGCAAGAAACAGAAUCCGGUAUAUUGAUGGACUUCAGAGUUUGCACCAUCUGGAUUCUCUGGAUUUAAGUGGAAAUGAGGUCAAAGAAAUUAGUAACAUAAAUCACCUUUACGAGCUGAGGUUAUUGAAUCUAUCAUCAAAUCAGCUGACUCAAAUGAGUGGUUUGAGAGGGCUGAAAUCUUUAGUAGAACUGAAUUUAUCAAAAAAUUUUAUAAUAGAAGUGUGUGAAGUGGAUGUGUUGCCUCGUUUGCAAAGGCUUUAUUUAUCACAAAAUUCAAUAGAAGGGUUUGAAGAUAUGUACUGUGUGAGCAACGUUCCAUUACUUUGUGAUUUAACUUUAGAAGGUUGUCCUAUAACUACACACCCAAAUUAUCGUCACCUCAUCCUGUAUAAUAUUCCACAACUGAAGGUUCUGGAUACAAGACGAGCUUUGGAUGAAGAAAGACGCACAGCACAUGCAUUGAUGAGAAAAGAAGAGCAGAGAAGACAGGAGGGUAUCAGGCAAGCAAAAGUGAAAGAGGCUAAAGUGAAAGCUAUUGCCACUGCCCGACAGUUGUGGGAAAAUGCCUGUAAAGAACCUGAAACAUUAAAUCAACGAGAAUUACCAUCAUCUAAUUCAUCUAUUGCUUCUGCUGUACCAUUACAUCUUCUUGCAUCUAGAUCUAGCCAUUCAUUCAGUGAAGAGGAAGAAGAUUUGUUUUGCUCUUAUUGUGGUGGACAAGGUGGUGAAUGUAAUGAAUGUGAUGGUGGAAGGCCAAAAGUUGUUUCUAAUGGCAUUAAUCUAAAAUCUAAAAAAUCAAAACAAAAGUCCCAAAAAAGGAGUUACGAUUUACUAAAGGCUAAUAAGAAAUCAAGAACCUCUAUUGCUCUGGAUUUGGAAGUUGCCGAUUCAAGAUUGACAUAUCUAGCUGAACUUGAAUUUGGAAAUUUGCAACUUUAUGGUCCUGGUGCUGUAGCAACUACAAUAAGCAAUACCUGGGCACCUCAGACUGUUUCUCUUAUCCACACAGUGUGCUUCCAUUUUAUUGUUUUUGACACAAUUUGUCAUCUUUUAGGCAAAAUGAAAACUCAGUUUCCAAAUAUUGAAGCAGCUUCUUUUGAAUGCACUUGUAUAGAAUCUUUGUCACAACUUAAUGCUUUAGGUCAAAUUCCUGGACUUAAAACUCUAACAAUUGAGAGUGAAGGAAAUCCUGUACUUCAGUUGUCUUUUUGGAGAAUGUAUGCAAUUUAUAGGUUAAGUCCUACCAUUGAGCUGAUAAAUGGUACCACUGUAACAGAAUUAGAAAGAGUGAAAGCUGAAGAUAUUUUUGGUGGGCUUGGCUUUGCAGCAUCUCUGUUACUUCCAAAGUAUAGGUUAUCUUCUCUAUUAAAUAGUCCUAGAGUAAAGCAAAUGUUUUUGAAAGAAAAAGGAUAUUCACCAAAUAGUUUGCAAAGGCAACCCGAUUGUCAAGUUGCACCAGAAGUGAUGAAAGCUGUGUUUACUUAUAAUCCAGAUUUUGAGUAUUCUUUACCUGGAUACAAAACGACAGGGAGUAAGAUUGUGGAGAAAAAUUUGAGUUACGUUCAAGAAACCACAAAAAAACGUUUAGUCUUUCAACGGCUAUGGCCGUCUAUGUUUUUAGGCAUAGUAAAUGAUGCUUUAGAAGAUUACAUCGAUCUAAAUCGCCACAUGAAGCUGUCCAUGCAAAGCUUGCUGAAAAAAUGCAAAUCUCUAGAUGAAAGUGAUAGUAAUGACUAAGUUUAAUGAUAUUUUUUAAUCUUUUUUCUAAAACAAAGAUUUUUUGAAAUUGCAAUUAACUCUUAGUCUUGUCUCUAUUUGUUGGCUUACUAUUUCAUAAUCAAAAUCUUCAAUUUUGGAAUUUUUUUAAUUGACAAUCAAUGUUCUAUUUAGAUAAAACACAAUUACAACUAUUUAAGAAUAACACUUUAAAUAUUGUUAAUAAAUUUUGUUCUAAUAAAGCUUAUCUAUUUAUCUCA
This is a messenger RNA of Stegodyphus dumicola, 2929 nucleotides long. Its product is annotated as leucine-rich repeat-containing protein 49-like. Gene Ontology annotation, molecular function: protein binding. NCBI's taxonomy places the organism in Eukaryota, Metazoa, Arthropoda, Arachnida, Araneae, Eresidae. The record is from RefSeq and is a predicted model, not a curated record.